UUAGCUCUUCUAGUUUCAAUAAACAACAGAUAUACUUCCAAAAUGAGAUAUUUUCCAUAAGGGAAUAAAAAGAUGGAAUGAAUCUUUGUAAUUAAGAACCUUAGAAAAGACAUAAACAGCAACAUUACAGAUGAUUCUUAUCUGUCUUUGAAAUUCUUUGCAAAUUCAUAUGCCACAUACAAACACUAUAUAUCAUACCAAACAGAAGGGAAGAAGUACAUAUUAAAACAAAAUGGCCUUCUUUGCUUUUCUUUUAGUUGCUCCUGUUUUGUUGAUGAGCCUAGGUGGUGCUGCUGCUGUUUCUGGGUGUGAGCUUAGCCAUGAACAAGAAGCAGAUAGAGUCAUUAAACUUCCAGGCCAGCCAGAAGUGAGCUUCAAGCAAUAUGCAGGCUAUGUUACUGUCAAUGUAACUCAUGGAAGAGCACUGUUUUAUUGGUUCUUUGAAGCCACCACAAAACCAAGAAAACCCCUUGUUCUUUGGCUUAACGGAGGUCCUGGGUGCUCGUCAAUCGGAUAUGGAGAAGCAGAGGAGCUGGGACCUUUCUUCCCUCGAAAACGUCAACCCGAACUGAAGCUCAACCCUUACUCAUGGAACAAAGCUGCAAAUUUAUUAUUUAUUGAAUCUCCUGUUGGAGUUGGAUUCUCCUACACCAAUACCAGCAGUGACAUCAAUGAACUGGGUGACACACUUGCAGCUCAAGAUUCAUAUACAUUUCUCCUCAACUGGUUUCAAAGAUUUCCACAGUUCAAGUCCCAUGACUUCUACAUUUCCGGAGAAAGCUACGCGGGUCACUACGUCCCACAGCUUGCGGAGGUCAUUUAUGAUAAUAAUAGAAAAGCUCUCAAUAAGAAUCACAUUAGUUUUAAAGGUUUUAUGAUUGGCAAUGCAUUAUUAGAUGAUGAAACAGAUCAGACAGGAAUGAUAGAUUACGCAUGGGAUCAUGCUGUAAUAUCUGAUAGAGUUUACCAUGAUGUCAAGAGCAAAUGCAACUUCAGCCAGCAACGUCCAUCAAAAGAAUGUAACCAAGCCCUCAAUCAGUACUUUGAUGUGUACAAAAUCAUCGAUAUGUACAGUUUGUAUGCUCCCAGAUGUGUCAAUAGCAACUUUAGCACUACCAAACAGCUCCCUGUCAUUGAAGGCAUCGCUCCCCAACUAUUUUCCAAGUUUGAAGAUUGGCGCAGGAAGCCUGCAGGCUAUGAUCCUUGUGCAUCAGACUACACAGAGAUGUAUAUGAACAGGCCAGAUGUUCAAGAAGCUCUUCAUGCUAAUACAACAAAAAUUCCAUAUCCAUGGACUCAUUGCAGCAAUAACAUUACAUUUUGGAAUGAUGCACCAGCAUCAAUUCUUCCCAUAAUAAAAAAGCUAAUAGCUGGAGGCAUAAGAAUCUGGGUUUAUAGUGGGGAUGCUGACGGCAGAAUUCCAGUAACUUCAACAAGAUACACAUUAAACAAGCUUGGGUUAAACACUAGACAGGAAUGGUCACCCUGGUAUUAUAAAAAACAGGUUGGUGGAUGGACAAUUGAGUACGAUGGACUGAUGUUUGUUACAGUUAGAGGGGCAGGUCACCAAGUUCCAACAUUUAAGCCCAAGCACUCUCUCCUGCUUAUUAAACAUUUUUUGGCUAAUGAGAAACUGCCAUCUGUACCAUUGUAAUAGCCGUUUAAGGAAUACACAUGAUGAUUGCUUCUUCAUUCUUUCUAAUUGAAAUAAGAAAUGAAGUCGUAUAGAAAAUAUUAAAAGCCUAAAUAUAGAUGAAUUGGAUGAUAUUGAGUUUCAAACAAUUGAAUUUUUCUUUAACCUAUUUCGGUUUUGCUA
Ricinus communis (castor bean) is the source of this 1816-nucleotide messenger RNA. RefSeq names its product serine carboxypeptidase-like 34. Gene Ontology annotation, molecular function: serine-type carboxypeptidase activity. The record is from RefSeq and is a predicted model, not a curated record. Gene Ontology annotation, cellular component: vacuole. Gene Ontology annotation, biological process: proteolysis. NCBI's taxonomy places the organism in Eukaryota, Viridiplantae, Streptophyta, Magnoliopsida, Malpighiales, Euphorbiaceae.